Molecule: messenger RNA, 1521 nt
Organism: Mesocestoides corti
Lineage: Eukaryota; Metazoa; Platyhelminthes; Cestoda; Cyclophyllidea; Mesocestoididae
Source: the annotation of a GenBank genome assembly
AUGAAGGCGACCCGUAGUCUCUCGAAAUACUGGCAGAAAACGGUGUCUGGGACCCAAAAAUACACCAUAGCGCCUGAUUUUCACCAGAAAAUGGUUGCACUUAAGCAGGGUGUUGUCUCCUCUAAGUCUGACCCAGAAAUGCCUUCCAGGGCCGCCCUCCGUCAACACAAGUACUACUUUAGUCUCCCUCCAUUUUGUCUUCCUGACCAAUUGGAUCAAGCAGCUACUGACUACCUCCGUGAACACAGCCUCUAUUCUGUGAAGCAUCUCAGUCAACUAUCAACUCGCUUAGUCAACUAUCUCCACGAAAGAGAACUUCUCUCUGAAAGAGAUAUUGUUGAAAGGAUUAAACGAAAAAAGGGUACCCAAACUCCUGAUGACUUGCCUGAGACCGAGGACGUUGAUCCGGGUAUCGAGUCGGUUCUCCAGUACCACCUCGACGCGCCCUUUGUUGGGGCUGACCGAGCGGUGCGGGAAGAGCAACAGGCUGAUCUUUCAGCUUGGAAGUAUACAGAGGAAAAUAGUCAACUUUACCUGGUUGGAAGAUUAGCACCAAACUUUGCCGUGGCCUGCCGUGUGUUGUAUGAACUUCGCAAACGAUGUCCGCUUUUCGUUCCCCAUUCGUUUUUCGACUUUGCUUCAGGGCUGGGCACAUACACCUGGGUGGUCAAUACCGUCUGGCCAGCUGGGUGUAUUCGUGGGCACUAUCUCGUAGAGGCCUCUAGGCCCAUGACCUCACUGGCCGAAUUCCUUUUGUCUGUACGCGGCCAAGGAAUCGCUCCGGGCACCACCGUCUUUCCGGGUGUACAUCAUCGUAGGUUUAUGCCAUCUACUGAGGUGACUGCAGAUUUGGUGAUGUCUGGCUAUGCCCUGUUGGAGAUGGCUGGCGAAAGGGAUCGGCGGCGUGUUGUGGAGAAUUUGUGGGCUCGCACUACCGGAUUUCUUGUUCUCAUAGAAGAGGGAACGAAAGCUGGACAUUCUGCACUGCUUGAGGCACGGGAUUGGUUGGUACGUUUUCUUGGGUUUGACUUGCCACCUGAGUACGUAGAAGGCGCUCAUCUAUCUGUCUGUCCGACAGCCAAUACGCGUGACGAGUUAGGUGGUGGUUCCGAAUUAUGGAACCUUUCUGACGAGCAUGCGACUGCUGCGAUCAUUCAAGUAAUACCCAGCUUUUUCCAACAUACCUGCACUGAUAAUUACUCGUCCUAUCAUCCUCGUUUGCAGUGUCCCCACAGUCAGACGUGCGGGAAAUCGGGUAUCGGAUGCAGCUCAAGCGUCCGAUAUUAUAACUUCGGUCUUACCAAGGACCCUGCCUAUCCCUCGAGUGAGCGCUUCAGCUACCUUGUCGUUAGCCGUGGUGACUGGCGACGUUACUCAAAAGAGCCCGAAGGAAGGGAUCUUCACCCCCGAAUAGUUUCUUCAAGUCCUGUCGGCAAGGGUUCGGCUUUUGAUGUCGACCUCUGUCUUCCUAACGGCGAAUGCGAACGAGUUGCCUUCUCAAAAUCCGGCACCCAUCGGUAA